CGGUGGUUCCCCGCUCAGCCCCGGAGUGCUCCGGCUCCGGCUGCGCCCGGGGUGUUCCCGGGCAGCCCCCGCCGCUCUCGCCCCCGCUGCUCCUCGGCGCUGCCAUGCCGGUGGCGGCCGCCGCCCCCCUGAUCAGCUCCGUGCAGAAGCUGGUGCUGUACGAGACCAGGGCUCGGUAUUUUCUAGUUGGAAGUAAUCCUGCAGAAACCAAAUACCGUGUUUUGAAAAUAGAUCGCACUGAACCAAAGGAUUUGGUUAUAAUUGAUGAUAAGCAUGUUUAUACACAACAAGAGGUGAGGGAACUUCUCGGUCGUUUAGACCUGGGAAACAGAACAAAGAUGGGGCAGAAGGGCUCUUCUGGGCUAUCUCGAGCUGUCUCUGCUUUUGGUAUAGUUGGUUUUGUCAGGUUUUUAGAAGGCUAUUACAUUGUGUUAAUAACAAAAAGAAGAAAAAUGGCAGAUAUUGGUGGUCAUGCAAUAUAUAAAAUAGAAGAUACAAAUAUGAUCUACAUUCCAAAUGACUCUGUAAGAGUCAGUCAUCCCGAUGAGGCCAGGUAUCUGAGAAUCUUUCAAAAUGUGGACCUUUCUAGCAACUUCUAUUUUAGUUACAGCUAUGAUCUAUCUCACUCCCUUCAGUAUAAUCUUACUGUCCUGAGAAUGCCACUUGAGAUAUUAAAAACUGAAACAACCCAGACCCGGCAAGAGAGUUUUGAUAUAUUUGAAGAUGAAGGACUUUCAACACAGGGGGGAAGUGGUGUAUUUGGGAUUUGCAGUAAGCCUUAUGAGAAGUACGUGUGGAAUGCCAAGCUUCUGGAAGCAGUAAGAAGUGCUGUUCAUCGCGACUGGCUGCUGUAUAUCAUUAAUGGAUUCUGUGGGCAAUCAAAACUAUUAAUAUAUGGCCGCCCUAUAUAUGUCACGCUGAUAGCCAGAAGAUCAAGCAAAUUUGCUGGAACACGUUUUCUGAAACGAGGAGCAAACUGUGAGGGAGAUGUUGCUAAUGAAGUGGAAACUGAACAAAUACUUUAUGAUGCUUCAGUUAUGUCAUUUUCUGCGGGGAGUUAUUCUUCCUAUGUUCAGGUUCGAGGGUCUGUCCCUCUGUACUGGUCUCAAGACAUUUCAACUAUGAUGCCUAAGCCACCCAUAACACUGGACCAAGCAGAUCCUUAUGCACACGUUGCUGCUCUUCACUUUGACCAGAUGCUUCAGAGAUUUGGCUCUCCCAUUAUUAUAUUGAAUCUUGUGAAGGAACGUGAAAAAAGAAAGCACGAAAGGAUUCUCAGUGAAGAACUUGUUGCUGCUGUGACAUAUCUCAACCAGUUCUUACCCCCAGAGCAUGCAAUUAUAUAUAUACCCUGGGAUAUGGCCAAAUACACUAAAAGCAAACUUUGCAAUGUCCUAGACAGGCUGAAUGUGAUUGCAGAAAGUGUAGUGAAGAAGACUGGAUUUUUUGUAAAUCGACCCGAUUCCUACUGCAGUAUCUUGCGUCCAGAUGAAAAGUGGAAUGAACUGGGAGGUUGUGUUGUUUCCACUGGUCGCUUGCAGACUGGAGUCCUUCGAACCAACUGUGUGGACUGUUUAGAUCGCACCAACACAGCCCAGUUUAUGGUGGGGAAAUGUGCUUUGGCCUACCAGUUGUAUUCAUUGGGAUUGAUUGAUAAACCAAAUUUACAAUUUGAUACAGAUGCUGUAAGAUUAUUUGAGGAAUUAUAUGAAGAUCAUGGGGACACGCUUUCUCUGCAGUAUGGAGGCUCUCAGCUUGUCCACAGAGUAAAAACUUACAGAAAGAUUGCUCCAUGGACUCAGCAUUCCAAAGAUAUUAUGCAAACACUCUCAAGAUACUACAGUAAUGCUUUCUCAGAUGCGGACAGGCAAGAUUCUAUCAAUCUCUUUCUGGGAGUGUUCAAGCCUGCAGAAGGAAAACCACAUCUCUGGGAACUUCCCACUGAUUUUUAUUUGCAUCACAAGAACACCCUCAGUCUGUCACAGACCAGGCAAAGCUAUACUUACUGGUGGACCACAGGUGUGCUAAAGCAUUUGCCUCUUCCUUUUGAUGAAGUGACAUGUGCUGAAAACAGACGCAAGUUGACAGUGAAGAAAUUCCACAAAUAUGAAGAGGAAAUUGAUAUCCACAAUGAGUUUUUUAGGCCAUAUGAGUUGAGCAGUUUUGAUGAGACCUUCUGCUUGGCAAUGACCAAUUCUACACGAGAUUUUAUGCCGAAGAAUGUGGGAAUUGAUCCAAGUCCAUUCACUGUUCGUAAACCCGAUGAAACUGGAAAAUCUGUGUUGGGGAACAAAAAUAAUAGAGAAGAAACUGUGCUACAGCGCAAAACAGCUGCUAGUGCUCCUCCACCCCCAAGCGAGGAAGCAGUGUCAAGUAGUUCUGAAGAUGAUUCUGGGACAGAUAAAGAAGAUGAAGGUGCUGUUUCUCAACGUUCAACUCCAGUAAAGGUGACUGAUACAGGAGACAAUACAAAAAUCACAGAGAAUGUAGUGCAAUCAACAAAAGAUGUGUAUGGAGUCAAUCUCUCAGAUAUCCCUUCAGAAGAUGAUCUUGCAAUAUAUGCAAGGUUUGUUCAGCUGGGACAGAGUCAGCAUAAACAAGACAAGGGCAGCCAGCAAUUUUGUUCAAGGCGGCCCUUGGAUAAGGUCAUAAAUUUAAUACGCAUCUCCUCCUUUUCUCAAGACAAUAUUUACGAAGUCCAGCCUCCAAGAGCUGAUAGGAAAUCGAUAGAGAUUUUCCAUGCACACAUUCAGGCUGGAAGAGGAAACAUGCAGCCCCUGGGAAGAGAUGACUUCCUCAUGUACAGAGAGUACAUUCGAAACAGAUACAUGUAAAUCCUAGCAGCAUUCUCCUGCCAAAUCAACUGGACUGAUAAGUCACAAAAAUAAUUUUAGAAAGGAAAUCUAGUUUUGUUCUUUUGCAGUAAUGAAUUUAUUACUAACUUUUCUAUUUAUUAUUCUUUACUGUUAUCCAUUUACUGUAAUGUGCUUUAGGGGAAAAGGUGGUUUAAUAUCUGAUUUAAAAGGUUAUUUACUAUCUUUUUGGCUGAAAGUGUAUCCUAAGAGACUAAGUGAAUAAUCAGAGCACCCAGAGUCAUUAGAGAGUAUGUAGCAAUUUGUGGCAAAGAAAAUAGGGCAUCUUUAGUUUUUUUAUAUUAUUUCUUACACUGUUAUGUUUGCUAAUAAAACUGAUUUGUUCACAAGAAUCAGAAGAGAAUAGAUUUCUUCCAUUUUUUUCCAUGACAGAAAACAAUCUUCUUUUACAGCAGAAUAUUUUCUGAUAUUUCUUGAGGUUUUUAGCAAAGAGAUUGAGAAUGACUGCUUGCAAUUUUCUGUUUUCUUAAGCAAAAGUGAAAAAUAAGUGGCUUAUGUCAAAAUCAAAAUUUGCAUCAACAAGAAUAAACUUUGUAACCCUAAUAUGUGUCAAAACUAAUGUCACUGGUACUGGUAGCUACAGAAUCUGUGCCACGUGCUGCAGGGUGAAGAUGGUUUGUGACUAAUUAUCACAGGUUUCUAGUACAAGUCUGAGGAGAACCCCAUAAUGACUGCAUCAGCAAAUGAGGGAAUGCUCUUCACAUUACUGGCUUUGGACACCCUGGAGAGUGCUAAACCAUCCUGUCAUUUUUCUGUAUGACAAGCACUAUCCUUUUGAAGCAUACUGUUCCCAUCCCUGUGUUUGUGCUCCUGUGAGAUGCCUUUGGGUUCAAGCCUGGAGCCUCCAGGGAAGGUAGUGUUGGUGACUGGAUCAGCUGGGGUCAUCAUGCAAGAAGAAGCAGGAGUUGGGUUAUGCAAGACUGAACAUCAUGUCCUGUGCUGGGUAAGAGGUAAAGAGGCAGCAGAUGUCUAAGUAGGUUCUUUUGGGCCUGUGAGUAAAACGUUUUUCAAAUUAAAAAAAAAAAAAAAAAAAUAAAAAAAGGGAGGAAGCCUACUAUUUGCAAUUGCAAACUAAUUUCAUCCCAACACUUUGUAGCUCUUUGCCUUGAAGAAUACUGACAGUAUCAGCAGCAUUCUUGACAAAACAUUUUGUUCCACAAGCUUGUACAGACCAUGUUUCAGAAUUUUCUGGAAUAGUAUAAUAACUGUUUUAGGGAUGUAGCCAACUGCAUGUAGCAGAUGUAGAGAACAUGUUUGUGUUCACAGUAAAUUGCUUUCCAGGCAGCUACUGUAGAUUUGUGGCUGCUCACUGCAAACAUGUUUGCAUAUCUUUGAAUGUUUUAUGCAGUAUGUUGCACCUCUGUCAGUAAUUCAAUAUAAGAAAAAAUGCAGUGGGUAAAGGGAAAAAAGGUUUCUUGUGAUACAAGUUUGUGUGUCUCAGGGAAGGACUUGCAUGCAGUCAAUGAGAACAUGGUACCUUGAGUUACCAAAGCAUUUUGGUGUACGUUCUCUUUUGUUAAUUGUUUUGAGCCAAAUGGUUGUAUUUUAGGAGAUGCAAGAAUGAAUUGUCACUUACUUCAUUGCAAUUGUCAAUGUUUUUUUCCUCUGGAAAAAUAAAAUAUACUGAAUUCUUUUGCCCAAUAUGAAAAGAAUUAGAAGGAAUAAAUGCUUGCUUUGAAAAAAUGUAGAGCUAAAGUUCAUAUCUUGGUGAGGAAAGGAAAGCACACACUUUCCUUACUGCACUUAAACUAUUGCAAGGAAUGUUUUCUGGACUAUCACAGACCUUACUUUUGUUGUUGAUAGAUGCUGGUAAUUCAUAAAAGUUACCCUUGAAAGUGCACCGCUUACCCACAGAAGAUGAAACUCCUUUUCAGCAACCAGUGAUGUUGUUGCAAAAUUUAGGGAUAGUAAUGAUUUUGCAGCUCUAGAAUGAAAUAUGUUCAGCCCUCAGCAAUUCAGACACUCCUCAGAGAAGAGGAUAAAAGGACAUUGGUUUACAGUUCUGAGAGCUGAAUGACACCUCAGUGAUGGCUUGUGUGAUCUACUCUUAGCAGCUGUUCAGAAUGCUUCCAAGUGCCAAUGUCAACUUUCAGUAGGCUUGUUUAAAGAAAAAAAAUGAGUCCAAUGCACAAAGCAAGACUCCCAGCUUAACCCUGAGUAAACUCAACAGUCUGAGUGGACCUGCUGCCUAAUGCACAUAAAUGAUCAUUUAAAAUAGAAAUGCACUCAAUCACCCAUCUAACAAGUUCAGCUGGAUAAAGGACUCCCAAUGUGCUGCCUCUUCAUCCACCUACUUUAUCCCAUUCUUGUGAUAAUAAGGUUCAGUUCUCAAGACUGUUAGAAGUUCUCAAUAGAUGCAUAUAUUUCCCUUUCAGAAGCAGAAGAAAAAGUGUGUAGAAUAAGAAUAAACAUGAAAAGAGUGGGCUGUGUUGGCUCUGAAGAGUAACAUGGUGCUCUUCUUCACUCUUUAAACCAUAUGGACAAAAGAAAUAUUUGAGAAAUAUGUUGAUUUUUCCUCCACAAUAUGUUUCGUUUGUUUCAGUGUGUUUAAAGGUUACAUUGCAAUAUCAUCCCAAAAUGUACACCUGGAAAAUAAUGACUUUGGGUUCUUUUCCUGUGGAAUCAGGAAGCACAGAUAUCAAAUUAGGACUGAUUUGGUGAUUUUUGUGCCAUUUCUGUGCCAAUGGAUUUUGCUGCCAGUCCAACAGCUUAAGCUUUGUGCUGUGACUGCAGGAGCAGUUCUCUUCCACAAUUUUCAUUGGUAAUUUCCCCUCCUUGUGAGUCUUGUGUCCACUGGCAAACCCCACUGACAUUUUGUUCUCUUCCUUUCAUUUUCCAGAGGGAUUCAUCUGUGGUCCUGAAGUGGGACCUUUCAAUGUUCACACAGCUGCCAGGAGAAAGAAGCAAAAUAUCUGUGUAUAAUUCUGGGGUGACACUUGUGGCAGCUCUUUAUUUUGUUACUGACUUUCUGGGAUUUUUCUGCGUCAUCCAGGAAGGUUCUCUUGGCUUUCACAGACUUCACUUGUAUAAACUCCAAAGCAUAUGCCCUGUCAAAUAGUUACAUUUUACAGUCAGAGGAAAUACCAGCUUCACUCAGGAGAUCAUUUCAUUCUCCAUGGUGAUUUCACCCUAUCAGUAAUUACAUGAACAAGUCCAGUUCACUGAGGGUAAAACUGAGGUAUGUACACAGGAGUGUUCCAUUUGCUGGCAUAGUUUCAAUCCAAGUGAUUGCCUAGAGGCUGAUAGGGAGAAAUACAAUGUGCUUGGCUUCCAAAUGCCUCCCUCUGUCUUGUAUAUAUUUAAAAACCUAAUUAAAGUUGUCACUUUUGGUGGUGAUUCAGAAGUAAUGUGAAACUAGUGCGUGAAGUUACAAAAUACUAGUAAUAAAAAAUCAUACAUUGAAAUUACAAUCCAUGCAAAUAUUGAUAAUCAGCAGUCCCCUUCUGGAGUUCUUAAAUCU
Molecule: messenger RNA, 6333 nt
Organism: Vidua macroura (Pin-tailed whydah)
Lineage: Eukaryota; Metazoa; Chordata; Aves; Passeriformes; Viduidae
Gene: FIG4
Product: FIG4 phosphoinositide 5-phosphatase
Exons: 23
Coding region: 105-2834 (909 amino acids)
Biological process (GO): phosphatidylinositol dephosphorylation
Cellular component (GO): intracellular membrane-bounded organelle
Molecular function (GO): phosphatidylinositol-3,5-bisphosphate 5-phosphatase activity
Source: RefSeq, a predicted model, not a curated record